UUUUGCCGUUUAUAUAAAAGCGAAUCAAGUUGGCGGGACUUCAGUACAUUCAAAUAUAGCAACGUAUAAACACGAAAUCAAAGAGUAAAUAAAGCGAUUUAUUUUAAAGUGAAUCUACGAAUUCUAGUAAAGUGAAAAAAGUAUUUUUGUGUGAAAAAGUAAAUUUAACAUCGUUAUAAUGGUGAAAGCUCCAGCAAUUGGAAUCGACCUGGGAACUACAUACUCCUGCGUUGGUGUGUGGCAGCAUGGAAAAGUGGAGAUUAUUGCAAACGAUCAAGGUAACAGAACAACACCAAGUUAUGUUGCUUUCUCCGAUACAGAACGUCUUCUCGGGGAUGCUGCAAAAAAUCAGGUAGCGAUGAACCCCAGUAAUACAGUUUUUGAUGCCAAACGACUGAUUGGUAGAAAAUAUGAUGAUCAAAAAAUCCAACAAGACAUCAAACAUUGGCCAUUUAAAGUUAUUAAUGAUGGUGGUAAACCGAAAAUUAAAGUAGAAUACAAAGGAGAAAAGAAAACAUUUGCUCCGGAAGAAAUCAGUUCGAUGGUUCUAACUAAAAUGAAAGAAAUAGCCGAGGCAUACUUAGGAACUACUGUAAAAGAUGCUGUAAUUACUGUGCCAGCCUACUUUAAUGAUUCCCAAAGGCAAGCCACUAAAGAUGCAGGUGUUAUUGCUGGUCUUAACGUAUUAAGAAUUGUAAAUGAACCGACUGCAGCAGCUCUAGCUUAUGGAUUAGACAAGAACUUAAAAGGUGAAAGAAAUGUACUUAUUUUUGACUUAGGAGGAGGUACUUUUGAUGUAUCCAUUCUAACCAUAGAUGAAGGUUCGUUAUUUGAAGUUAGGGCCACUGCAGGGGAUACCCACCUAGGAGGAGAAGAUUUUGAUAACAGACUGGUUAAUCAUUUCUCUGACGAAUUCAAGAGAAAAUAUAAAAAAGAUCUACAGAGUAAUCCACGAGCUUUGCGAAGAUUAAGAACAGCUGCCGAAAGAGCAAAACGAACACUAUCGUCUAGUUCUGAAGCUACAAUUGAAAUAGAUGCUCUUUAUGAAGGUAUUGAUUUCUAUACAAAGAUUAGCAGAGCCCGAUUUGAAGAAUUAUGCUCAGAUUUAUUUAGAGGGACUCUUCAGCCUGUCGAAAAAGCUUUAAAUGAUGCAAAAAUGGAUAAGGGACAAAUUCAUGAUGUAGUUUUGGUUGGAGGUUCAACAAGAAUUCCGAAAAUUCAACAACUUUUGCAAAAUUAUUUCAGCGGAAAGUCUUUGAAUCUGUCUAUCAACCCAGAUGAAGCUGUGGCUUAUGGAGCAGCAGUUCAGGCAGCUGUCCUAAGUGGUGAAACUGAUUCCAAGAUUCAAGAUGUACUACUAGUUGACGUAACUCCUUUAUCAUUGGGUAUUGAAACAGCUGGUGGUGUGAUGACGAAAAUUAUUGAACGAAAUGCUAGAAUCCCAUGCAAGCAAACUCAAACAUUUACCACUUAUGCUGAUAACCAACCAGCAGUAACAAUCCAAGUGUUUGAAGGUGAACGAGCUAUGACAAAGGAUAAUAAUCUCUUAGGAACAUUUGAUUUAACUGGUAUUCCACCAGCAGCUCGUGGUGUUCCAAAAAUUGAAGUUACCUUUGACUUAGAUGCCAAUGGAAUACUCAACGUUUCUGCCAAAGAUACAAGCUCUGGAAACUCACGCAACAUCACUAUCAAAAAUGAUAAGGGACGUCUGUCACAGAAAGAUAUUGAUAGAAUGGUAUCUGAAGCUGAGAAAUAUAAGGAAGAAGAUGAAUGCCAAAGACAGAAAAUCGCUGCUAGAAACCAACUGGAGGGCUAUGUUUUCCAAUUAAAGCAAGCUAUUCAAGAUUGUGGUGACAAGUUGUCAUCAGAUGACAAAUCUAAAAUUGAAAGAGAAUGCGACAGCUGUUUGAAAUGGUUAGACAACAAUUCUUUGGCAGAAAAGGAAGAGUAUGAGGAAAAACAUAAAGAGCUGACCAAGGUGUGCAGUCCAAUUAUGGCGAAAUUAUACCAAAGUGGUCAACCUAACCAAUCUGGAAAUGGUAUGCCUGAGAGUUGUGGUCAACAAGCAGGUGGAUUUGGAGGAAGACCAAGUGGACCUACCAUUGAGGAAGUUGAUUAA
Messenger RNA from Psylliodes chrysocephalus, 2119 nucleotides. Lineage: Eukaryota; Metazoa; Arthropoda; Insecta; Coleoptera; Chrysomelidae. The record is from the annotation of a GenBank genome assembly.